This is a messenger RNA of Oryza sativa Japonica Group (Japanese rice), 1500 nucleotides long. RefSeq lists its product as uncharacterized. The record is from RefSeq and is a predicted model, not a curated record. Lineage: Eukaryota; Viridiplantae; Streptophyta; Magnoliopsida; Poales; Poaceae.
GCAUUGAUGGGUGCUUUGUAAAGCUCAGUAAUGGAGCCCAAGUGCUAGCAGCUACCGGUAGGGAUGGCAAAAAUAACCUAUUCCCAAUAGCAUUUGGCGUUGUUGGAAAGGAAGACACAAAAAACUGGAAUUGGUUUCUUGAGAGGUUGGAGACAGCCAUCGGUAGAGGAGAAGCGCAUGGAGGAUGGACAAUACAGACAGAAGGGGCUCAUGAAUGCAGUGGCUAGAGUUUUCCCAGACUGUGAGCAUAGAUAUUGCAAAAGACAUCUCUUGGCAAACAUGGCAACAGCUGGUUAUAGAGGAGAGAAAUACAAGAGCUUUGUUGAUUCUGCAGUCUAUGCUUACACUGAAUAUGAUUACAACAGAGCAAUGGAUGCAUUAAAGGCAUUCAAUGCCAAAGCAUGGAAAUGGCUUAAUUAUCUUGGCAAAGAACAUUUCAGUAGACAUGCUUUCUCCUCUAGGAGCAGGACAGACCUAGUUGUGAACAAUCUUAGUGAGGUGUUCAACAACUACAUUAUUGAGCUUAGGGACAAACCCAUCGUAACCAUGCUUGACAAAAUUAGACAAAAACUAAUGGUCAGGGCAAAUCAAAAGAGAGACGGAGGUCAACAAGCAAUGUGGGAGAUCACCCCGGUAGUAGUCGGGAAAUUGGAGGUAGAGAAGAAAUAUGCUAGGUACUGCAAUGCUUAUCAAUCAGGUGUUGGUUUGUGGGAGAUUUUAGGAUCGGAGAGGCAGUAUGAGGUCAACUUAUUUUCUAGAACAUGUGGAUGUAACAAAUGGCAACUUACCGGAAUACCUUGUAAGCAUGCCGUGACGGCAAUAUUUGCAGCAAAAGAGAGGCCUGAGGAUUAUGUCGAUGAGCACUUUAGGAAGGAAGCUUACCUUCGAGCAUAUGCGCCAGUUAUCUAUCCAGUCCCAGGAGAGCAUGAUUGGACAACAACUGAUUCACCUGACAUUGAUCCUCCUAAGUUCACAAAGCAACCAGGAAGACCAAAGAAGAGUAGGAGGAGGGGUCAAGAUGAAGCUCCCAAGGUAACCGGCAGAGCAAGAAUGACAACCACAACAUGUACUAAUUGUGAAGGGAUGUACCACAACUACACGACUUGCAAAAAAAAGUUGAGGCCCGAUCUGCAGAUAAGACUCGAUGCUCUCAAGGCUAAAAGGUCGCAUGAGCCAGAAAACCAAGCUCAAAGAUCACAUGAGCCAAGUAGUCAAGAUCACAUCAAUAAUCAUCAACCAAGUUCAUAUCAGCCAAUCAAUGAAGGGGGAACAAGCAGGGGAAGGAAACUUGAUUCAAGGAGGGGGUGUGCUAUAGGAAGCACCAUGAAGGAAAAUGCUAGAGGAACUACAGACAGGGGAAGAGAAAAUGCUAGAGAAACUAUAGUCAGGGGAAGAGGAAAUGCUAGAGGAACUAUAGUCAAGGGAAGAGGAAAUGCUAGAGGAACCACAGUUAGGGGAAGAGGUCUAGGGCACACUUCCCUCAACCAAUGGAUCCCAUAG